Molecule: messenger RNA, 2093 nt
Organism: Glycine soja
Lineage: Eukaryota; Viridiplantae; Streptophyta; Magnoliopsida; Fabales; Fabaceae
Product: scarecrow-like protein 23
Exons: 1
Coding region: 281-1609 (442 amino acids)
Biological process (GO): regulation of DNA-templated transcription; leaf development; bundle sheath cell fate specification
Cellular component (GO): nucleus
Molecular function (GO): DNA-binding transcription factor activity; sequence-specific DNA binding
Source: RefSeq, a predicted model, not a curated record
AGAACGGAGCACCCAAAGAGGAUAACAUAACACCCAAACUAACUUUUCUGGGCUACAAAGUCAUCACCCUUUCUGUCUCCUUUCUUUUUUUUUUUUUUUUUUUACCUCUCUUAAUUUUAUUUUAUUUUUUUUCUCUCUCUCUCUCUCCAAACACUCCUUUUCUGACACACCGUCUACCUAUCUGCACAAACUUUCCUUGUCUUUCCCUCUCAGUUUUGUCACUUUUCCCCCAAAACUUUCCUCCAAAGCUUUCGAUUCUCUCUCUCGACCCGCACCGAUCAUGCUUCAAAGCUUGGUCCCCCGAUCCCCUCGCACUUCAAACCCCAACGCUAUGAAAACUAAGCGCGCCGUUGACGCCGGAGGCGAUUCCCCCGCCGACGAACCUUCCUUCAAGCGGACCAACUUCUCCGGCGAGAAAACUACGGCCGAAGCUGAGGAGGAGCAAGCCUUCGAUCCCGAGCCUCACGGCGGCGAUUCCACCGGUCUCAAACUCCUCGGUCUGCUCCUCCAAUGCGCGGAGUGCGUCGCCAUGGACAACCUCGACUUCGCCAACGACCUCCUCCCGGAGAUCGCGGAACUCUCUUCGCCGUACGGGACCUCGCCGGAGCGCGUCGGUGCGUACUUCGCCCAGGCGCUGCAGGCGCGCGUGGUGAGCUCCUGCAUCGGCUCCUACUCUCCGCUGACCGCGAAAUCGGUAACCCUAACUCAGUCGCAGAAAAUCUUCAACGCGUUCCAAUCCUACAACUCGGUGUCGCCACUGGUGAAGUUCUCGCACUUCACCGCGAACCAGGCGAUCUUCCAGGCCUUAGACGGCGAGGAUCGAGUCCACAUCAUCGACCUCGACAUCAUGCAAGGCCUCCAAUGGCCAGGAUUGUUUCACAUCCUCGCCUCUCGCUCCAAAAAAAUCCGCUCCGUGAGAAUCACCGGAUUCGGAUCCUCCUCGGAGCUCCUCGACUCCACCGGCCGGAGACUCGCCGAUUUUGCGAGCUCGCUCGGUCUUCCCUUCGAGUUCUUCCCCGUGGAAGGCAAAAUCGGAAGCGUGACGGAACUGAGUCAACUCGGCGUUCGACCUAACGAGGCAAUCGUGGUGCACUGGAUGCACCACUGCUUAUACGACAUAACGGGGAGCGAUUUAGGGACGUUGAGAUUGCUGACUCAACUUCGGCCGAAACUGAUAACGACCGUUGAGCAGGAUCUAAGCCACGCAGGGAGCUUCCUGGCGCGGUUCGUGGAGGCCUUGCAUUAUUACAGCGCGUUGUUCGACGCGCUAGGGGAUGGUUUGGGUGCGGACAGCCUGGAGAGGCACACGGUGGAGCAGCAUCUGUUGGGCUGCGAGAUCAGGAACAUCGUGGCCGUGGGCGGGCCCAAGAGGACCGGCGAGGUUAAGUUGGAGAGGUGGGGGGAUGAGUUGAAACGGGCCGGGUUUGGGCCCGUUUCGCUCAGGGGCAACCCGGCUGCACAAGCGAGCUUGUUGCUGGGAAUGUUCCCUUGGAGAGGGUAUACACUGGUCGAAGAGAAUGGUUCCCUCAAGCUUGGUUGGAAGGAUUUGUCUCUGUUGAUCGCCUCCGCUUGGCAACCGUCAGAUUUGAUGAUUACUUAUCCUGAUUGAAACUUUUAUGAAUCAUUGCAACUAUCAACUAUGCUUUUGGAAUUUAUUUAUUAUUAAUUGUUUAAUUGAUUCAGACUCAAAUUGUUAGGGUUUUCUCCCAUUAGAUGGGAGAGGUUAUGCAAUAUGGUAUGAGAUGAUGGGGGGUUGUGUAUAGUAAUAAAUUAAUAAUACCGAUAAUGAUGUGGUUGUGGAUACCAAACACCAGUCCUCAUAGGUUCAAUAAAUAAUGAUAGUAGUAGUAGAAUUAAGAAGGGAAUGACGUUAGAUCCACGUCCACUGGUUCCACUAGGCUACACACAAAGCCCAAGAAUAUUUCUACUUCUACUUCUACUAGUCAAUUUCCUCAUCGCCUUCUUGUGGAGAGAGUGAGAGUUCACCUUACAAUUUUCUUGGUGGACCCAACUUUUUUUUUUUUAUGUCUUCUCAUGUUUAAUGAAUUGUUACUUAUUUUAGCAAAAAAAUGAUGAAGAGUAUUAGUAAUCAA